CGGGAAACCCUGCAUUCAUUUUGUAAAGAUGGUGUUUAAAAAUAGUGGAAUAUAUUUGGGUGAUCGACGCGUGCUGUUUUGAGAUACAAUAGAGACGUUCUGUGAGUCGCUCCAGUUACGGAUACAUCCCCGGGAUUGAGACACCAGAGGAAGAAGAGAGGCCUACGGUAUAGGACUGACCAAGACAGGACGUGGAUAUUUGAGGACAUGUGCACAUCUGGAGCAGCCUGAGCAACCGGACCAGGACCAGGAAACUAGGGAAACAUUUUCCACGCCAUUUUCCACACCUUUUCUAUUUUUUUUUUUUUCUUUUCCUUUUUUUUUCUCACUUGAUUGAUACCCAUCCACUCCCAUCAUCAUAGCAUCUCUUUAAGUGGAACACGUGUUUUUUUUUUCACUCCCUCAUCCAAACAAGUAUAUAUAUCCCAUUUUUCUCUGUAGAAGGGUCCCACUGAACCGGCAAAAUAAGUUUCCCCGUGCCCCCCCACUUGUCCCACCGCAGCCAGUCGUCCAGUCACUUCCCCCUGGAUCCGCACGGCAAACGGGCCCAUUCCGCACCAAAGCUGAAUCCCUACAGCCGAUCCAGGAUGACGGAGGCGUGGCAGCAGCACGCCGUGGCCCCGCCCCCGCCGGUGGUGCACACCAUCCCACCGGGGGCCGAGAGCUCCCUGGGCUGCGCCGUGUACGGCAUAGUGCUGCAGCCGGACCCUGCCCUACAGCAGCAGCAGCAGGCCCAGCAGCCGCAAGCGCAGCCCCAAACGCAGCCGCCGCAGCCGCACCACGGGCAGCAGCACGGCCAGCAGCAGCAUCCGGCGCAGGCGCAGCAGCCCUCCCUGCAGGUAGGGGGCGAGGGCGGCCACAAGUGCGGCGCUUGCGGCCACGACAUCUCCCACCUGGCCAACCCGCAUGAGCACCAGUGCAUGGUGAGCCAAGACCGCUCAUUCCAGUGCACCCAGUGCCUGAAGAUCUUCCACCAGGCCACGGAUCUCCUGGAGCACCAGUGCGUGCAGGUGGAGCAGAAGCCGUUCGUGUGCGGCGUCUGCAAGAUGGGCUUCUCCCUGCUCACCUCCCUGGCGCAGCACCACAACGCCCACAACAGCACCAACCCCAUGAAGUGCUCCAUCUGCGAGAAGACCUACCGGCCAGGAUCUGGCAACGCCACCCCGACCUCUAGUGCCAACCCCCAGCAGCCCUCCUCCGAUGCGGCCACAGCUAGUGGCAGUGCCGCUGUGGGCACCUCCUCCCAGCCCACCUUCGAGCCGUCGGUGCCCGACAGGCCCUACAAGUGCUCAGUAUGUUCCAAGGGCUUCCGCCAUCUGUCCGAGUUGACGCGCCACGAGCGUGUCCACACCGGGGAGAAGCCGUACAAGUGCGAGACGUGCGACAAGAGCUUCAGCCAGAUGUCCCACCUGCAGCACCACCACCGCACACACAGCUCAGAGCGGCCCUACAAAUGUGCCGUGUGCGAGAAGACCUUCAAGCACCGCUCACACCUGGUGCGCCAUAUGUAUGCCCAUUCCGGCGAGCACCUGUUUAAGUGCAACCUGUGCGAGCUGCACUUCAAAGAGUCAUCCGAGUUGCUCCACCACACAUGCCAGCCCCAAGGUGCACGACCAUUCCGCUGCGCAACGUGCGGGAAGGGCUUCAAGCGGCCGUCGGACCUUCGCCAGCACGAGCGCACGCACUCGGAGGAGCGACCCUACCACUGCGAAGACUGUCAGAUGAGCUUUAAGCAGCAGUACGCGUUGGUGCGCCACCGUCGCACGCACAAAGCCUCCGCCGAUCGCCCCUUCAAGUGCAACCUGUGCGACAAGGGCUUCCUGCAGCCCUCGCACCUUCUCUACCACCAGCACGUCCACGGCAUGGACAAUCUGUUCAAGUGUGCGUCAUGUGGGAAGGGCUUCAGCCAGUCGGGCGAGCUCUUGCGCCACAAGUGUGGCGAGGCCUCGUCGAGCAGUAACUCUGACAAGCCGUACAAGUGCGAUGUGUGCGGGAAAGGUUACAAAAAAGCGGCGACGUUGCAGCGUCACCAGAACGCGCACUGUGCUGAGAAGCCUCUGAAGUGUUCGCUGUGUGACCGCAGAUUCCUCUCCUCCUCCGAGUUCGUGCAGCACCGCUGCGAUCCGUCCCGCGAGAAGCCGCUGAAGUGUCCUGACUGCGAAAAGCGCUUCAAGUACACCUCGGAGCUGGCACGACACAGGCGCGUGCACACGGGCGAGAAGCCCUAUAAGUGCUCAAGCUGCGAUAAGUGCUUCAAGCAGAGGGAACACCUGGCCAAGCACCAGAGCGUUCACGCUCGCGACGCCCAGUUCAAGUGCGUGUGGUGUGGAGAGCGCUUCGGUGACCUGGGGGCGCUGCAGGAGCACACGGUCCAGCACACCGCCGAGGGGGGCGGAUAUCCCGUCCCGUCCCUCAUCCAAUAAGGCCCACACAACCCUCCCCUCCCCCUCCGUCCCCGUGAGGGGAAUGGCCGAUGAAAUAUUCCAGCCGGAGGCCGAAGGCCCCUUCCUAAUAUCCCAAAUUUCCACCUAGCCCCCCUCUUACCCUGUUACACAGAACCCCUUCCCCUCAGAUAAGAAGCUACCUUUUCAUCAAGCAUCAAUGUGUGUGUGCGUGUGUGUGCGUGCGUGCAAAAGAUUUUUUCGUGGAUGAGGGAUGGUGCCACAAACUGAUUUUGUUUUUUUCCCUCCGUUUUUUGAACUUUUGAGGCUGUUGAAGACUCCCUCCCUGCAAUAUACACAGACAUACAUGCAUACACACACACACACACCUACCUGCCCCCUUCCUAGUUAUGCUAAAAUAUGUUCACUUGCCUGUUCCUUAUUUCUCAAACAUAAUCACUCACCCCCAUCCUGUACACACACACACACACACACACACCAUGCUGAAGAGAGGUGUUACUCAGACUGACUGUCUCAUUUUGAGAUGAAGGAACAGGAAUGAGGAACGGUUCCCUUGUGGGCUCCAGCGAAACGGUUCUGUGGUGGUGGGUGGGAGAUUCCGGCCUCUUAUCUCACACACAGACCCACCCCUACCCCCCUUCUC
Molecule: messenger RNA, 3045 nt
Organism: Alosa sapidissima (American shad)
Lineage: Eukaryota; Metazoa; Chordata; Actinopteri; Clupeiformes; Clupeidae
Gene: znf319b
Product: zinc finger protein 319b
Exons: 3
Coding region: 588-2423 (611 amino acids)
Source: RefSeq, a predicted model, not a curated record